CCUUUCGGUGUGUGGAUAACCGUCGAAAGAGCUCUCUGAAUUCGGCCCUUAGAGAGAUGUCGCUCGACAGUGGUCUCAAAUGUAAUGAGAGCAGUAUAUUAAAAAAAAAUUUGUUUGAAAUAUUUACCAUAGUUGUGAUUGUUUUGUUGAUAUAAUUAUGUGUACUUUCCGUAUUUGUUCGGGGGAGUAACACAAGAGUGGUGAAUCUAUGGAUAGUGACAAUACUCGAUUAGUCUGUGGCAAAUUUGAAGGUUUGGUGUAGGUUGCUGUGGCUUGCUGGUUAGCCUAUAAAUUUUGAUGUGUAGAAAUGGCAUCAACUUUCAAUGCAACAACAAAAUUAAGUGAAGAAGAACGCUUGGAGCUUCAGGAGCAAUUUUCGGCUAUUGACAAGAACUGUGAUGGCUUCAUUGACCUCGCAGAGUUAAAGGAUGCCUUAGAUGUGUGUGGUUUCAAACUACCAGGAUGGAAAGUUCGUCAGAUGGUUGAAGAAUUUGAUAGGAAAUACCCUUCCGUGCAUAAAGGCAGUCUCUCAUUUGAUGAAUUUGAGAAGUUGUGUACAGAUCUGAAAGCAAAUGAAGUUGCAAGUACUUUCAAGCAAGUGGUUUCAAAGAAGGAGAAUCUGGAGACAUUGGGUGGAAUGUCGGAUGCAUCUAGUGAAGGAACAACCCACUCUGUACGCUUGGAAGAACAGUUGGCAUUCUCUGAUUGGAUAAAUAGCAAUCUGGGGGUUGAUCCUGACUUAAAACACUUGCUGCCAAUUGAUCCUGAGGGCAAGACACUCUAUGAUAGGGUCAAGGAUGGAAUCCUGCUCUGUAAAAUAAUCAACCAUUCCUGUCCUGAAACGAUUGAUGAGCGAGUGAUAAACAAGAAGAACUUGACACUGUAUACUAAAUAUGAAAACCUUACACUUGCUCUGAAUUCUUCUUCUGCUAUUGGCUGCAACAUCAUCAAUAUAGAUGCACAUGACCUGUCAAAAGGAAAACCUCAUUUGGUAUUGGGUCUUCUUUGGCAGAUAAUAAGGAUCGGCCUGUUCAACCAGAUAACGUUGGAAAACUGCCCAGGUUUGACCACCCUGCUUUUGGAUGGCGAGAGGAUUGAGGAGUUGAUGAGGUUAUCUCCAGAAGCAAUUCUUCUUCGCUGGGUAAACUACCAUCUGCAGCGAGCAGGGGUUGCCAGGCGCUGUACUAAUUUCCAAGGGGACAUUGCUGACUCUGAGAUAUAUUCUCACUUGCUGCAUCAAAUUGCUCCAUCAGAAACUGAAGUAACUUUGCAAGCUCUGCUGGAACCAAAUGCCUUGGCCAGAGCAGAAAUCAUGCUUCAGCAAGCAGCAAAACUAGGUUGCAGAAGUUUUGUGACACCAAGUGAUGUUGUGAAUGGCAUAUACAAAUUGAAUCUUGCGUUUGUUGCCAAUUUGUUCAACAAUCAUCCUGGUCUGAACAGGCCCGACGGCAACAUCGAGGGGCUCGAAAAUUUAGUCGAAGAAACACGCGAAGAAAAAACAUAUAGGAAUUGGAUGAACUCCAUGGGUGUGGUCCCAUAUGUCAAUUGGCUCUAUUCUGACUUGGCUGAUGGCUUGGUCAUUUUCCAACUUUAUGAUGUGAUCAAGCCUGGAAUAGUCAACUGGAACAGAGUGCACAGAAAAUUCUCUAAACUUCGGAAAUUUAUGGAAAAGCUAGAGAAUUGCAACUAUGCAAUUGAACUUGGUAAACAGUUGAAGUUCUCCCUCGUGGGCAUUGCUGGCCAGGACAUCAACGAUGGAAACGCAACUCUCACUCUAGCAUUGAUUUGGCAGUUAAUGCGUGCCUACACAUUAUCAGUGCUGACUCAGCUGGCUAAAACGGGGAGUCCUAUUGUCGAAAAGGAAAUUGUGCAGUGGGUGAACAGCAGGCUGGCCUCUGCAAAUAAGAAAAGCAGCUUGAAAAGUUUUCAGGAUCCUUCCAUAGCAGAUGCACGAGUGGUAAUAGACUUAAUUGAUGCUAUCAGGCCAGGUACCAUCAACUAUGAUCUUAUCAAGGAUGGAGGUUCAGAAGAGGACAAUAUUGCAAAUGCCAAAUAUGCAAUCUCAACGGCUCGGAAGACUGGGGCCCGAGUGUAUGCUCUUCCUGAAGACAUAGCUGAAGUGAAACCCAAAAUGGUGAUGACUGUGUUUGCCUGCUUGAUGGCGAUGGAUUACAUUCCAAAUAUGGAUGUUAAACCAUCUUAGAUCCAGUUCUGGAACUGACUGCUUAGCAACAAUUAUGUUGCAUACAAUAACAGAAAAAAUUAUUUCCAAGGAGAUGCUGCAAGUUUCAGAUGCAUUUAUUAUGACAUUCCAGAACUACAUUUAUAAUCUAUACAUUUCUAGACCAGUUUUAUUUUUUACAACUUUUGUAUUAUUUCAUUGAAGUCAUAUUGAAUGUUAGAUCGUAUUAUGUUUAGAAAAUAUUGCAAUCAACUAUUGCUGAUUAUCCAUAAAAGUUUUAUAUGCUGUUUGUCAUAUUAUACCAUUAUUGUAAUGUAAAUUUUGUAAUGCUUUUUGCUACCAUGAAAUUAAGCAUUUUGUGAAUUUGUAAAAGGGUAUUUUAUACUGUCUCAGAAAAGUGAUUCUGCAUUGUCUUUUAAAAAGCUCUCAUAUCUGUGUGUGAUUGUGAGACACACAGUAAUAUUUUGUAUAUGAUGUAAAGAUUUACAUUAUUAGUAGUUAGUUUCUAUAUUUUUACACCAGUACACAUCUUUUAGAGUGAGAUGUUUUCUGCACAUUUCCACAUACCUUAUGGUGCUAAUUUGUUAUGUUAACAUUCCAUCUAGCACUAAAUGUUUAAAAGUAACCUAUUAAUUAUUAAUAAGUUUAUAAUUUAAAUAUGAAAUUUUUGUGUAGUUAGUUAAAAUAAUCUAUUAAUUGUUAAUACAUUCAUAAUUAAAGUAUAAAAUUUUCUUAUAACUGUUUUGUUAACUUGGGGUGAUUUUUUUUUUUUAAUGGAGGCUUUUCUCGAUUCGAGGUAGACUGCAAUAUUUAUUGAAUAUAAAGAAGGAAAA
Molecule: messenger RNA, 3015 nt
Organism: Bacillus rossius redtenbacheri
Lineage: Eukaryota; Metazoa; Arthropoda; Insecta; Phasmatodea; Bacillidae
Gene: Fim
Product: plastin-1
Exons: 12
Coding region: 308-2203 (631 amino acids)
Biological process (GO): actin filament bundle assembly; actin filament network formation
Cellular component (GO): actin filament bundle; actin filament; cytoplasm
Molecular function (GO): actin filament binding; calcium ion binding
Source: RefSeq, a predicted model, not a curated record